AUUUCUUCAUUAAUUCUGGAGGUUAUUAUUAUAUCAGUAAACUUCAAGGACCUUAGUACACAGAGUAAAACAGUGUCAUCCUCCAGCCAGAAAAGACAAGGGGAAAAAAAACCCCCGCACUAUCAAGAAACCACCAAACUACUACCUCUGCGAGUGAGAGGUACCGCUGCUGGUCCCGGUCAUGAUCGCAACAUGCCCUCUGCACACCACUUUAGUCCCUAGAUGGAUUCCCCAUAGACCGGGUUCUUCUCAUAACUUCUGCCUUUUGGAGAGAGGGGAGGUUUGCUAUCCAAUCACCCACGCUAUCAAAGAGCGCAUUUUCGGUCGCCUUCCCCGUUCGUCUCGCCUCACCGAGGGCCAUGAUGUGCUGGUUUCUCUGCAGCCUGGAAUUGGCUCAGACCCUUUUCUCGCUGCCCCUCCCCCUCCCUUGGAUAGUUCCAAUCAUCUCGGUCGUUUUUUAGCACUGUGGAGUGUCUUUUCUUCUUCUAUGCGAUCAGCCACUGCAUCUCGCGCGACUCUCAGUCUCUCCUCUUUCCAAUCCGAUGCACGGAGAACCGCCACUUCUCCAAGAAACCUUUAUCCGUGUCGUACCUGGAGGGGAGCCAACCAUGGGUACAGUCCUCAUCGAUCCGAUCCCGGCCUCGUGUGUGAAACAGUCCCAUGGAUUUGCCCCCGGGUGCUUCCGUAGGGAACCGUGGACUCCUCUGUUUUAGGUCUCUCUUUGACUCCGUAUCUUGUCUCCGUUCCUUCUGUGCGUUGUUCUUCAGCAGAUUGGCACUAGAAAGCUACCUAGGCAGUGGAACAACCUUUCGGGAAACUCGAGUCUCGUGGAAUCCAGUUUAUCGUCUGAGCCUUGUCAAAAUUAGCGCUGACGUGCUUGAUCAACCGUAGGAUGAUUCUGGUUGUCGUCGGUGCAACAACAUGUAGCUUCUCUUUGAGGUAUCUCGGCGGCUAACUUUGUCACAAGAUAUUUCAAUCACAUCGCGGGGUACGCAGUAGGUAGCCUAUAGGUCAAGCUGUUGAUCUAUCACUCUCUCUCUCUCUCCAGCCAACAACAGAUCGUCCUCUCGUUAGGAGAAAAAAAAAAAAAAGAUCAAAC
This is a messenger RNA of Aspergillus ochraceoroseus IBT 24754, 1099 nucleotides long. RefSeq lists its product as uncharacterized. Bases 182 to 688 code for a protein of 168 amino acids. The record is from RefSeq and is a predicted model, not a curated record. NCBI's taxonomy places the organism in Eukaryota, Fungi, Ascomycota, Eurotiomycetes, Eurotiales, Aspergillaceae. The transcript has a single exon.